Molecule: messenger RNA, 312 nt
Organism: Triticum aestivum (bread wheat)
Lineage: Eukaryota; Viridiplantae; Streptophyta; Magnoliopsida; Poales; Poaceae
Cellular component (GO): mitochondrion
Molecular function (GO): structural constituent of ribosome
Source: RefSeq, a predicted model, not a curated record
ACCAAACGCACAGGGUGACAAACCACUACAGCGUAGUGAGCGGCCCAGAUCAGCCGAAGUCAGCCGGCAAGCUCCACGGGAAACCCUAGCUACUCCCGGCUGGCCGCCGCCGCCGCGCCUGCCGUCCACGCUCCACCCGCGGGAGCUCGCCUCCUCCUCCACCCUCUACCUCUCGAGGCCACUCCGGACGGCCAUGGCGCAGAGGGCCGCGGGCGGCCUUCUCCGGCGGUCCAUCGGGCUCGCGCCGCCGUCAACCCCGAGGGCCCUGAGCACCAGCGCCACCACGCCGGCCGCGGCGGCGGAGGGAGAGGC